Molecule: messenger RNA, 1143 nt
Organism: Solanum verrucosum
Lineage: Eukaryota; Viridiplantae; Streptophyta; Magnoliopsida; Solanales; Solanaceae
Exons: 6
Coding region: 1-1143 (380 amino acids)
Molecular function (GO): nucleic acid binding; RNA-DNA hybrid ribonuclease activity
Source: RefSeq, a predicted model, not a curated record
AUGGGUUCAAGCACUACUGAGGAUCUAGAGAGUUUUGUUGAGGAACUGAAAACGGUAUUUGAGGUUAUGCAUAUUGCUGAUAUUGGGAGAGUUGAACUAGCUGCAUAUCAACUGAAGAAUGUUUCUAGGAGUUGGUUCGACCCGUGGAAAGAAGGUAGAGCUGAGGAUGCACCACCUCAAAAGCAAAAAGGACCAGCUCCAUCAUCUGCUAGUGCACCUGCACCCAGAAACAAAGGAUUCUUCAUGGUGAAGGAGUCUCGUUUUUUAUGUGGUGUUGCUGCUGUUUGGAGAUAUUCUAUGGAGAAAAUUAUGUCUAUUCUGCAGGAGUAUGAGAAGCAAUCAGGCCAGAUGAUCAAUAAGAAAAAGAGUUCUUACUAUGUACACCAAAAUAUACUGGGAUGGUGUUGUAUAAUUCCAGAAGAAGAGACCAUUGAUCACCUAUUUCUAACAGAAGAAUUUGCUACCAGAAUUUGGAACUAUUUCAGCAGUGCUACUGGAAUUAUGGACCCUAUGCUAAAUUUGAAGCAAUUCAUAAGAUUUAGAGUGAACUGUGGCAGCAGCUCUUGGCAUCUUAUUCUUUCAGAAUUGGAACAUCACAUGCAUAACAUUUCUUUUAGAAUUGUUAGAUGUGAGCCUUCUCCUCCUAAUUUACUGAAGUGCAACACUGAUGGAGAAUCUAAAGGGAAUCCUGGUCCUAGCUCAGUAGCUUUUUGUAUCAGGGAUCAUAGUGGUAAUCUGGUGGUUGCUAAAGGUUACAUAAUUCAAGAUACUACUAAUAUAGUAGAUGAAGCUAGAGCUAUAAGGGAGAGUCUCAGUUUCUGUAUUGAACAUGGAAUUGAUAAUAUUAUUAUUGAGACAGACUCUUUAGCUAUGGUGCAUAUUCUAGAGGGGGAGUGGGAAGUGCCAUGGAAUGUCGCAUUGGAAGUUAGCAUAAUCAGGAGAUUGAGAAGUGAUAUCUCAGCAAGAGUAAAGCCUUCCUUUAGGGAAGGAAAUACUUUGGCUGAUUUUUUUGCUAAUCUAGUUUUCUCUUUUGCAGGUGAUUUUCAAAUUCAGAACUUUCAGGAAAUUCCUAGUGCAGGAAAGAAGUUACUCAAUCUAGACAAAUAUGGUACAACAUACAUAAGGAGGAAAAUACAAGAUUAA